Messenger RNA from Leptinotarsa decemlineata (Colorado potato beetle), 2643 nucleotides. RefSeq lists its product as uncharacterized. The record is from RefSeq and is a predicted model, not a curated record. Lineage: Eukaryota; Metazoa; Arthropoda; Insecta; Coleoptera; Chrysomelidae.
UCGCACAAGUCUAUGAAUUUUUGGAGUAGGUUGGAUGAGAGCAAGUUGUUAGCAUCCCUUCACCCCUAGUGCACUAGGGGUGAUUUCUAUCAAUUCGUGGAUGCAAGACAUAUCGCUACAUUGGUGGAACAAGCUUCCAGGAGUGAGGCAGGCAAACAUUUUCAUAUAGGAACUUUUGUCCAAAUUCACAAAAGAUCUGCUAAACCACAACCGCAAGAAAUAAUAUGGCUGAAAAUACAUUUAUUUUAUUGGACCUACCUGAAGAAAACACUACAGGUGAACAAUGGAAGAAACCUGUUUGUAAUCCAUUUGUUAGUGAUAUGUCUCCAUGCCAUUUCAAUGAAUACGGGAGGUUGUCGAUGUCUUUUCAAGAUGUUGGAAAAGAAUCACUAGGAAUACUACCAAUGGAUUUUGAGAAAGAUGCCUUAAGUUUUUCAAACAUUAGUUUUUCUGCUAACAGAGAACUUGGCUUCAAGAGCAUUUUCAAUAUAUCACAAAAUGGCCGAGAAUCCCUGGAUAGUGGGAGAGAGUCACUGGGAAUUUUACAAAUCAACAAACUUGAUGAUAGAUUAGGAAAUGAAGAUGAAAACAUUCCAGAAAUCAUGUUGUCAACUAUCCCGGAAAAUAGUGAGGUUUUUGGAAAUGUCUUAGAUACAGCUUUUCUGUUUCCGAGUCCAAGAAAGACAUUGUUCUCUAGUACUUCUUCUCAAAACUCGGCUUUUCCAUCAUUCAACAGCGGUAGUUUGGAGGAACCAUCUAAAAUAUAUUCCCUAUCAAGAAUUGAACCAGCAAGCAGUAUUUCAAGUAUGCUAGAUUUCAACUCUGUUCCAUCUGAAUUAAAUAAGGCGAAGAUGAUGAGUCCGGAAGCUAUAGAAAAGCGCUUGCGAAUACAUUCUACACCCGGUGAAAAUGAAUUUCAUCCAUCCGCCAGUAAAUUUUUUUGGAGCACUGGCAAAAAAAUUAAAAGCAAAAACUUAUGCAGGAAAAGCUUUCAUGCUGAAAACAUUGAAUUUGAUGGGGAGAAAGAAAAUAUACUUCAUGACUCCAUUUUGAUAGAAGGAAAACAUAUAGCUCAAAAAAUUGCCGAUGGAUCUAUUUUGAAUAAUGAUUAUGGCACCAGUAUUUUAGAUAGCACACCUCAACCAAGUUGGCCUAGCGAUUUGGAAGACAGCAAGACAAAGGAGAAGGAUGCCUCUCCAUGUGAAAGUGAUGUAGUAUUUAAGACAAUAGAUAAAAUGCUUCCUGAACCACAAGAAAAUAUUGAGUUGAGACUGAAAACAUCAAGAGUCAACAGUACUCCUAGCAAAUCUAAAGAUGCUAAGGAGAUUUUGCAAAAUUUAUCAGAAAUAUUGAAUAGUACACAUCGAAGUGAUCAGCAGAGGUCUCAAGGGCAAAAUUUGAUAAGUAGUCUUGCUGAAAUACUAUGUGAAGGUACUGAAAAUCAUGUUCAACAUUUAGAUGACUCUGGACAUUCUUCCUUCAUUGAACAAAAUGAUAUGUCCGAUAAGUACAAGUAUGAAGAUUAUGAGGCACUCGAUCUCAGUAAAAAGAGUGUGGAUUCAAAAGAUUCAAAGUCAUAUGAAUAUACUUCAAAUGUAUCGGUCAACAAAUUUCCAAAAAAUAUUCUAGCACGCCGAUUUUCUCACUCCUUAUCUUUGAAUUCUAAUAUUAGAAAAAUAAAUUUGGCUGAAGAAAAUAAAAAGCGAAAUUACUCAGCCUCUGGGUUGGAGUCCAGUAAGAAUACGACUUGUAAUAGCAAUUCUUCAGUGAAAAGUAAUGAUAGUCAUGGUUCAGGAAGCUAUUCGAUUACAAAUAUUAAUGGUAAGUUGAAGACGAAGGCUGUUGCAAGUGGAACUAAAAAAGGACCUUUGAAAGCCGUGAUUCCUGUCAAGGAUAUGAAAAGAAACGUUUCCAAUUUUGCACAGACCCCUGAAAAAUCACAGCAACCGUCUUCAACUUCUCUUCAGUCUAAGCGUACAAGCACCCCAAUUAACGAACCAAAACUGAAACCUAUGGCUGCUUCAACACCCACAGCUGAAGUUGCAAAGGAUAAAGAAGCCGAAAUUUCGAAGGAUAAUGCUAGAUCUAUUUCCAAACUUUCCAGGGUUUCCUUCAAAAAGUCAUCAAGAAAUGAUAAAGCACCGAUAAUACAAUCAACCAGCUCAAAGCAACCUGUGAAAAUGCGAAACAACUUAACCAGGUGAAAUUUAUCUUCAAGACUAAUUCUUUAUUUGAUAAUUUUUUGAAUCACAAUGAUAUUGACAAGGUAUGACCCUUUCGCAAGAAACUAUAAUUUUGAAAUAGUUGAAAAAGUGAUGGGAGACAGCUGUAACUAUAUUAUCUGGUAUUGACUGAAAUGAAACUCACAAACUGAAUGGAACAUAUUUAUUCAGAUGUGAUUUUGUUUAUAUUGUACAGGAUGGGCCAAAGAAAACAAAAUAAACCUUGAUUUGUUUCAUAUUCAUCCUAACACGUCGGUAUCCAAGGAAUUGGAUGAGAAUCUUGCUCGACAAAAAGUGAGCCAAUUAAGUGGUUUCUCAAUAAUGUUAUUCAAACUUGACUUCAUCCUCUAAUUUCAAUUACUGCAUCAUUUACUCUUCAAAAUUAUCACAAUAUUCCGCUUAUACCUAUUAUAUUAUGUUU